UUCACCAUCUUUUCUCACUCAUGCUGUGUGCCAUUCCCUCCCUCUCCCGUCUUACACUUCCUCAAAGUGGCCAGAGCUCCUCUUCUAUCCUCUCUCCACAUCCUGUCCUGUACAGAUUUGUAUCCAUUUUGCCUAAUUCUCAGGCCACUUUUUUUUUAAUCCUGAUAUUUUUCUUUAACUAUUUUUAAAAUUUUUAAAAAAAUUUCUUCACCCUUUUUUUUUUUUUUUUGGAGGUUGGUCCCUUAUCCUCUCUCAUUCCGGUGUACAACCCUGAACUGUACAAGAUCUCUCUGAUUUGAGUCUCCCAACGGUUUUUGGCAGGAGAAAAAGUGCUUAGAAGAAUUUCCCACCACAAUGAAAGUUCAGCUGCUGCUCCUCCUGGCCCUGGCCGGCCCUCUCUGCUCCUUCACACGUGCAAGUCCUACGACAGUCACCUCAUUCUCCUCUUUGGUAACAGAAGAAGCAGAAACAACAAUAAUCACCGGUCCUUCUCCCACCAACCCACAAGUUGCCCCUCAAGAUGCAGCGCUCAGUACUGCUGAACCGGUGGCUGCAACUGAGGCCGACACUGACGUCCCUACUACAGGAUCAAAUCAGAUCCUCGAUACAACUACUGUGGGAGUAACCGAAGCUCCCACCAUGCACACUUCAGCCUUCGCUGAGACGGCCUCGCCUCCUCCCGAGACCACUGCAGCUCCCGGUUUCCAAACCACAGCUUCUGAAGAGGCCAGUAGCCCCUUCAAUGACGAGACCGAAGCACCGAUUGAUCCGACCUCGAGUGCGGACGAAGUUACGGGGACCGACAGUGGCGACGUAACGGUGGAAACUGAAGAGGGCCUGAGCACCGGACAAAUAGUGGGAAUUGUGAUUGGCGCCAUCGUGGCCGUGGUAAUUGUCAUUGCUGUGGUGAUCGCAGUGUUGAGGAGGAUGGGCAAAUACUCGUCUACCAAGAGCAGAAAACCUGCAAAAAAAGACAGCGUUGUUGUCUCUCCCUUGAAGAAAAAGUCAACCAAGCAGCAGGAGCGCGGAAAGUUCUGGAAAUCCUAAACUACUGAACUGUGACUUUUGAGUUUGAUAAUUAAAACGAGCACAAUGCCAGAACUAAACUAAUCUAACCUGGACUUGAAGUGAUGCCAAACCAAGGGGUGCAGCGAGGGUCGAGUGUUUUGUUGUUGUGUGUAUAUACAGUGUGUACUGUAACGUGUGUGAGACAAGAGGGGGUGCACAAGUCAACAUCUUCGUUUUCCCCUGCUUACCUCCCUGGAAAAAAACUCUCUCUUCCCUCGUGUUCCUGAAGCGAACGAGAAAAAAAAACAAUGGGACAGCAAAUUCUUUUGUUGUGCUUUUUAAAUGCAUUUUGUUGAUUGAGUAAACAAACAAUUAUCUGACACCAGGAAGAAGGCAUUGCUCUCCUCCAUUAAAGGGAAGUAGCUAAGCAAAAUUACUGUUGAACUUUGAGAAAUCAACGUAAUGGAGAAAUGUAUUAAAUACAAAAAGGGGGACGGGAGGGUAGGAAAUAGAAAAUACUGUUGCAAAUCCACAGGAUGUAUGUAAAUAUAUUGAAUUCAGUGGCGCUACAUAGGAUAGAGCGAGCAACUUUCUCAUUCUCUUGCAGUUGCAUAGGCUAGAAUUUGACAAUAUUCAGUAUACAGUAUGAACAGGCAGUCAUAGGAUGGUGUUGUACAGUGCCUCAAAAAUAUUAUGCCCCAUUAUAGUUUUUUUUUUUUUUUUAUUGCACUUAAAUGUUGCAAUAAAUGGCAGUUAGUCGCUGCUAGAAAAAUUUUGUUGUAGGAUUGUUUUAGUUUAGCCCUGUUGGAGGGUUGCUUUAGCAUAAGCAGGCUGUCUAUGGUCAUUCCACUGCACAUAAAUUGGUUUUAAAUCUAGACUUUGACAAUGCCACUCCAAAGCCUUUCUGUUUUUACUAGGCAUUGAAAGGCAGACUUGCUCAAAUGCUUUCUUCAACCAGGCUGCUUGAGUUCAGUUACGGCCAGUCAUCCAGGUUCUGAAGUAGCCAGACCACCCCACUUCCACCACCAAGUUUAACUUCCAGUAUAUCGUUUUCUUGUUUGUUUUUUCUGAAUUGCUAUGCUAGUUUAUUACCAGAUAUGAGAGGACACAUACAAUCAAAGAACGUUUGGGGUCAGCAGUCCACAAAAUAUUUUAGCCAAAAUUUUGGGUAUCUUGGAAAUGGUUUUUGGGGGAGGAAUCUCAAACAGGCUCUUUUGUUCAUUUUGCUCAGCAGUGGUUUUUACUAUUAAACACACUUUUGCCCACUUUCUUUACUAUCGCUGAAUCAUGAACUCAGACCUUAACUGAGGCAAGUGAGGUCUGCAGUGCUUUGGAUGUUAUUCUGUGUUCUUUUGUGCCAUCCUGGAUGGAGUCACUGAUGCCCUCUUGGAGUAAUUUUAGUAGGGAAGCCACUCCUGGAGAGGUUCGCCACUGUGUCAUGUUUCUUGCUUUUUAGCCUACUAUAUGUUGUCAGGCAGGUUUUAUUUAAACAAUUUAUUGAUACUAUAUCCCUGGUUGUAUUCAGACCUGGAUGUGGCUUGAAAAAUUAAACUGUUUUCAAAAGAACACACAUAAGUUGUGAUUUACCAGGGUUAGUGAUCAUGUUUUUGCGUACAUAGGACUGGGUUGGUUUGGAUAGUUUAUUUCCCCUCAAUAAACACAAAAAAUGAUCAUAAGACAACUGAUCUUUGGAAAUUACUCACUUUAUGUCAGUCUGCUAUAAUUUUUUUUUUAAAAAACAUCAAACAUUUGAAUGUGACAAAACCAGCAAGAACAGAAGAAACCUGUAAUGGGGCAAAUACUUUUCCACAGCACUGUAGUGAAGUAGUUCUAGAGCACAAGUUAGAGCAGUUCCCCACGCGGCCAAAAUACCCGACAUCUCGGGCCAAUUGCACAAAGCACAGCGUGCAGACCUAGUCCAGACCAUGGGCGUCCUCUUUCAGGACGAGCGCAGCAGAAACAGCAGCCCUCGUUUGCAGGAGCACCGUGACAUUCUGCCCACUUUAACACUGACACAUUAAAACCUGAUACACAUCUGUGAAAUUUAGCAGAAGGGUUUGUGCCACUGUUUCUGGUAUUCUCUCGCUAGCGCAGAGUAUUUCAAAGUUUUGAAGUGUGCCUUGAAGUGUGUGUCUUGAAUGGACUUCUUCAGCUGGCCCCUGCUCUACUUCGGGUCUCCGUGCUGCCGUAGGUUGCUAGACGUGAUAAAAGUAUCAGCUUAACAGCGUAUUCUUCUGUUUAUGUUACCAGAACAGCCGUCCAGUUGUUAACUGCAUAUUACACACAGGAUAACAUUUCAUAGCUGCACUUAGCUUUAGUGCUCAGUGUUAUGCAGGCUUUUUUCUAUUUUUGAUGUUUUGUUCCAACUGUAACUGUGCUAACUGGGUGUAUAAAUACUCUUAUCUUACCCUGCCUGUUUUUAAAACUUGUUUAAUAUGUGCACUGAACGAGGAGGAAUGUUUGAUGAUUUAGACGUUAGACACUGCAAAUGUUUGCAAUGAUCCAUUUCUUUUGCUUUGCCAUGAUGUCGUCCAUUUGUGCCAUGUGUUUCAUGCAAACCUCUUAUUUAAUUGCAGCGUUUUUGUUCAUACAGUUUCAAUAAAAUGGGAAACAUUUCACAAAAAA
Messenger RNA from Poecilia reticulata (guppy), 3633 nucleotides. It is a transcript of the gene pdpn, whose product is annotated as podoplanin. NCBI's taxonomy places the organism in Eukaryota, Metazoa, Chordata, Actinopteri, Cyprinodontiformes, Poeciliidae. Gene Ontology annotation, biological process: cell migration; signal transduction; positive regulation of platelet aggregation. The record is from RefSeq and is a predicted model, not a curated record.